AUGGGAGAUUGGCUUACUACAAUCUAUGGGCUAAACCAGGUGCAGGGGAGGAGACAAUUGUGGAAUGAUAUAGAAGGAUUGCAGAGAGGGAGCCCUGGGUCUUGGUGCCUUAUUGGAGAUUAUAACAAUGUUAGGAUUACUAAGGAUAGGAUUGGUGGCAGUACUGUGCAGGAAAAGGAGUAUAUUGAUAUGACCAAUAUGAUGAAUAAGGUGGGAUUGUUUGAGAUGGAUAAUCAAGGGGAUUAUUACACUUGGUCUAAUAAACACAGUAAUGGAGUGAUAUACUCAAGGUUCGAUCGGGUGUUGGGAAAUGUGGAUUGGUUCAUGCAUCAAAAGGACAUUAUCUUGGUUAAUAUGGAGGCAGGGAUUUCUGAUCAUAGUCUUCUUUGUUUAAAGCAAAGUAUCAACAGUAAACCAAAAAGAUCUUACUUCAAAUUUACGAAUGCAGUGACUGAUAUUGAAGGGUUUAAGGAGGAUGUUGCUACAAGCUGGAAUGAACCUAUAGAUGGAGGAGCCAUGUUCUGCCUUUGGAAAAAAUUGUUGAGAUUACAACCUAUACUGAGGAAGAGAAGUAAACCUCUGGCUGCUAUUAAAGAUAACAUAAAUAGAGCUAGAGAAGAGCUUGAUGCGGCACAAAAAGAUUUAAUCAGUGAGAGAGGGAAUUGCCAAAUCAUAGAGAAAGUAAAAAGAUGCACUGAAGAGGUUCUGAAAUGGAAUGAACCGGAUGAGCAGCUUUUAAGACAAAAGGCCAAAAUAGAUUGGAUCAAGAAAGGGGAUGGUAACAACUCAUUUUUUUAUGCAUCUAUUAAAACCAAGAAUAUGAAGAAGGACAUUUCUAUGUUAUACAAGUCUGAUGAUACUCUCAUUAAUGAUCAACAAGACAUAGAGUAG
Vicia villosa (hairy vetch) is the source of this 891-nucleotide messenger RNA. RefSeq lists its product as uncharacterized. The transcript has a single exon. The coding region runs from base 1 to 891 and encodes 296 amino acids. The record is from RefSeq and is a predicted model, not a curated record. Lineage: Eukaryota; Viridiplantae; Streptophyta; Magnoliopsida; Fabales; Fabaceae.